UCCGUUCGCGAUGUGAUUGUACUUUCGCAUUAUGUAUUCUCUUUCUCCCAUUCCACAACAUAUCAUAACAGUGUUGUCUCUCUAGCCUUAAAAAAUUACACUUAAAAGCCUGCGGUCAUAUUAGUGUUGCAAAUAGUAAUAUUAAUCACAUAAAACACGUAUGCUGUGAAAUAUAGUUUGCCAAUAGCUAAACAACGAUGCUGCUAAGCGACAAUGUCCAGAGAGUUGCAACCACGUGGUCUCCGGGCGAUUUAAUAGAUGCAAGCAUCGGCGACGAUGGUUUAGCCGUGAUUCUGCUCAACCGUCCCAUUUGUUUGCAUAAGGAAUAUUUCCGCUCCGUUUGGAAUAAAGCAAAAGUCCGGAUCACCGUUGAUGGAGGAACGAACCGUUGGGUGGAUUUUGUGAAGGAGAACGUGGGUGUAGAGGAACAACUGAAACCACCUGAUCUGGUGACUGGCGAUUUUGACUCGUGCACCGAUGAAUCCAUGUCAUACGUAACGCGAUUGAAUUGUAAGAUAAUUAAAACACCUGAUCAAAAUGCAACGGAUUUCACAAAAUCACUAAAAGUGCUCAAGAGUACCGGUCAUGACAAGGACAUCAAUCGCGUUCUGGUACUGUGCGAAAGUUCCGGUCGAAUAGACCAAAUCAUGGCCAACAUCAAUACGCUGUUCUUGGCUCGCUCCAUCCUGCCCAGUGCGUUUGUAUUUAUCCGAUCGAGUAACUCACUAAGCUGGUUGCUUUCUACUGGAGUCCACCAGAUCGAAAUUCCUCCUCGGUUGGUUCACGAACGUAUCUGGUGCUCUCUAGUCCCCAUUGGACAGCGAGUCGUCUGCACUACCAGUGGGCUGCGUUGGAAUCUGGACAACCGAGUGAUGGAGUUUGGCAGUCUGGUCAGCACAUCGAACACGUACUCCAGCCCGGAGGUGGAAAUUCGAACCGACAGUCCGGUGCUGUGGUCUAUGGGAACGACCCCGAAGGAUAUGUGAUAGUUUUUUAAAUGGGGGUUUUUGUAGACACCACGUAACCAAAAUUUCACGUUUAUUUUAACGAACUUCAACUAGGUGCUUUUAUCGAUUCCGUUAUCUGUAUUCUUGCUGCUUUUUUUUAGACAUAAAUAAAAAUAUUGUUAUGGGACGAAAA
Messenger RNA from Malaya genurostris, 1140 nucleotides. RefSeq names its product thiamin pyrophosphokinase 1. The record is from RefSeq and is a predicted model, not a curated record. The coding region runs from base 198 to 986 and encodes 262 amino acids. The transcript has 4 exons. Gene Ontology annotation, molecular function: thiamine binding; ATP binding; thiamine diphosphokinase activity. NCBI's taxonomy places the organism in Eukaryota, Metazoa, Arthropoda, Insecta, Diptera, Culicidae. Gene Ontology annotation, biological process: thiamine diphosphate biosynthetic process; thiamine metabolic process.